Messenger RNA from Galeopterus variegatus (Sunda flying lemur), 2615 nucleotides. RefSeq names its product stromal interaction molecule 2 (gene STIM2). Gene Ontology annotation, biological process: intracellular calcium ion homeostasis; store-operated calcium entry; activation of store-operated calcium channel activity. Gene Ontology annotation, cellular component: plasma membrane; endoplasmic reticulum. Gene Ontology annotation, molecular function: calcium channel regulator activity; calcium ion binding. The transcript has 9 exons. The coding region runs from base 1 to 1650 and encodes 549 amino acids. Lineage: Eukaryota; Metazoa; Chordata; Mammalia; Dermoptera; Cynocephalidae. The record is from RefSeq and is a predicted model, not a curated record.
AUGCUUUUUGGCCCACCUCAUAACUGGAUGAAGGAUUUUAUCCUCACGGUUUCUAUAGUAAUCGGUGUUGGAGGGUGCUGGUUUGCUUAUACGCAGAAUAAGACAUCAAAAGAACAUGUUGCAAAAAUGAUGAAAGACUUAGAGAGUCUACAAACUGCAGAGCAAAGUCUAAUGGACUUACAAGAGAGGCUUGAGAAGGCACAGGAAGAAAACAGAAAUGUUGCUGUAGAAAAGCAAAAUCUAGAGCGCAAAAUGAUGGAUGAAAUCAAUUACGCAAAGGAGGAGGCUUGUCGGCUGAAAGAGCUAAGGGAGGGAGCUGAAUGUGAAUUGAGUAGACGUCAGUAUGCAGAGCAGGAAUUGGAACAGGUUCGCAUGGCUCUGAAAAAGGCUGAAAAAGAAUUUGAACUGAGAAGCAGCUGGUCUGUUCCAGAUUCACUUCAAAAAUGGCUUCAAUUAACACAUGAAGUAGAAGUACAGUACUACAAUAUUAAAAGACAAAAUGCCGAAAUGCAAUUAGCUAUUGCUAAGGAUGAGGUUGCUGCUUCAUAUCUGAUUCAGGCAGAAAAAAUUAAAAAGAAGAGAAGCACAGUCUUUGGAACUCUGCAUGUUGCACAUAGCUCCUCCCUAGAUGAGGUAGACCACAAAAUUCUGGAAGCAAAGAAAGCGCUCUCUGAGUUGACAACUUGUUUACGAGAACGACUUUUUCGCUGGCAACAGAUUGAGAAGAUCUGUGGCUUUCAGAUAGCCCAUAACUCGGGACUCCCCAGCCUGACCUCUUCCCUUUAUUCUGAUCACAGCUGGGUGGUGAUGCCCAGAGUCUCCAUUCCACCCUAUCCAAUUGCUGGAGGAGUCGAUGACUUAGAUGAAGACACACCCCCAAUAGUGUCACAGUUUCCUGGGACCAUGGCUAAGCCUGCUGGACCCUUAGCCAGAAGCAGUAGCUUGUGUCGCUCUCGUCGCAGCAUUGUGCCAUCUUCACCGCAGUCCCAGCGAGCUCAGCUUCCUCCACAGGCUCCUCACCCAUCACACCCUCGGCACGCUCACCAUGCCCAGCACCCACAGCACGCAUUGCCUUCCCCUGACCCAGAUAUACUUUCAGUGUCAAGUUGCCCUGCGCUUUAUCGAAAUGAAGAGGAGGAGGAGGCCAUUUACUUCUCUGCUGAAAAGCAAUGGGAAGUGCCAGACACAGCUUCAGAAUGUGACUCCUUAAAUUCUUCCAUUGGAAGGAAACAGUCUCCUCCUUCAAGCCUUGAAAUAUACCAAACAUUGUCUCCUCGAAAGAUAUCAAGAGAUGAGCUCUCCCUAGAGGAUUCCUCCAGAGGAGAUUCACCCAUAACUGCAGAUGUCUCUCGGGGUUCUCCUGACUGUGUAGGUCUGACAGAAACUAAGAGUAUGAUCUUCAGUCCUGCAAGCAAAGUAUACAAUGGCAUCUUGGAGAAAUCCUGUAGCAUGAACCAGCUUUCUAGUGGCAUCCCGGUGCCUAAACCUCGCCACACAUCAUGUUCCUCAGCUGGCAAUGACAGAAAACCAGUUCAGGAAGCCCCAAGUGUUGCCAGGAUAAGCAGCAUCCCACAUGACUUUUGUCAUAAUGGAGAGAAAAGCAAAAAGCCAUCAAAAAUCAAAAGUCUUUUUAAGAAGAAAUCUAAGUGAACUGGCUGACUUGAUGGAAUUCCAUUCAAGUGGCAUCUGUAAACUUUAUGUCCCACCCCUCCACUCCUUUUUUUUUUGUUGUUUUAAUCUUAGGAAUGUAACUCCAUUGGGACUUUCCAGACGGGAUGCCAUAGUGGAACAUCCUUAAGGGCAGCUGUCUACUGUCUGCUUAUUUAAAUGACUAUAUAGUCAAUUUGUCAAGCCGGUUAUUACCGAAAAAUUAUUGAGAUGAGACAGUUUACAGUCAUUUCUGCCUAUUUAUUUCUGCUUUGUUGUUAGCAAUGUAUAUACAACAUUUUGUUGAAAGCCGCUAUGGACUUACAAGCUUUAAUGGACUAGUAAGCCAGCAUGGGCUUGCAAAAGUUUCUUGUUUACCAGAGCAUCUUCUUAUCUUUCCACAGAGCUAUUUACAUCCUGGACUAAGUAACUCAAAACAAGUAAAACUAAUUGCACUACUUACUGUUUUCCAGACUGGAAAAAAAAAUCUGCAAGUGAAAUUGUAUAGAGUUUAUAAAAUGACUAUGGACAGGGGAUGUUUUCACUUUUAGAUCAAAAUGGAUUUUUAAGUAGAACCUAGGGUUUCUAAUUGACUUGAUUUCUGGACAUGAAAACCCACACUUUUAUUAUGGGAAGCUUCUUUAAAUGCAUUUAAUAUUAUAAAGUUUCAAGUCCUGCUGUAAAGAUCAUGUUAUUUUGUUUUUCCCAGGGCUUUCACUGUGAUUUACUGCAUUGCAGGCUGUAUGAUAAAAUAUAAAUAAUUUAAAGAGAGAAGGCUCUUGAUUCCUUAUGCAGGUUGCAGAGUUGAAACUUGAUUGAAGGACUUAAAACAUUCACAAGCUUAUACUGAGACAGGGGGAUGUGGGGUUUCAGGCACUUGUUUACAGUCUUUGAAUAACUGCAAAGAAUUUAUGGUUUAUGAAAAAUUUGUACUGUGGAAAAGAUAAUAAAUUGGAGACAUUAUUGUG